AUGCGAAAACAUCUUCAACAUUAUGGUUAUUUUUCGGGUCGAGGAGAAGUUAUAAAAAAAUACGGGUUUUUCCCAUCAAACUCUCAAGUUAUUUCAUCAUCAAGUGAUUCGGAAUCAAAUAGUAGUGACGAAGAACAAGAAAAAUAUAAAAGUAAAUCAAAUGUUGUGGAUACAAAAACACCUAUUCGACAAGCUCGUAUACCAUAUGGUUUAAAUUGUCGAGGCGGUCCAAAUGAUGAUUAUUCAUUUGAACCUCGAUGGCCUAUGGAAGUCGAAGUAUUAACUGAACCACGCAUUAAACAUAUUAGUAUUUCACCAAUGCAGCCUGAAGCUUUUUAUAAACCAACAACUAAUCAUGGACCAUUUAUACGUAGUGGUGAUGAAAAUAAUGGUCGUGUUGUUUUUAAUUAUAAUCCAGAAUCAUGUGGUUAUUUUAUUCGAUCUCGGAUUGGUGGUAAUAGAGAAGGUUGUCGACAAGCAACUGUGUCACUUCGAAAUGAUGAAGAUACAACUGUUUUAUUUGAAUCACGUUUUGAAAGUGGAAAUUUAAUGAAAGUUGUUCAAGUAGGUGAAUUUGAAUAUGAACUUUAUCUUCGAUAUGAUCUUUAUACAAAACGUAAUACACAAUGGUUUUAUUUUCGUAUGCAAAAUAUUCGAGCUGAUAAACGUUAUCGUUUUACAAUUGUUAAUUUUUUUAAACCUACAAGCCUUUAUAGUUAUGGAAUGAGACCUUUAAUGUACAGUGUUCAUGACGCUGAAACUAAGGGUAUUGGUUGGCAACGAUGGGGCGAAGAAAUUGUCUACUAUAAAAAUAAUCUACCUGCACCUGACAAUUCCUCAUAUAAUAUGUAUUCUCUUACUUGGACAUGUAAAUUCCCAAAUAAUAAUGAUACAUAUUAUUUUGCUCAUUGUUAUCCAUAUACAUAUUCUGAUUUACAAGAUUAUCUGAAUGAAAUUCAAAAUGAUCAUUUUAAAAGUCAAUAUUGUAAACAAAAAGUACUUUGUCGAACAUUAGCUGGAAAUUUUAUUUAUUUACUUACAAUAACAAAUCCAGCAACUGUACAUGGAAAUAAUGCAAGUGCAUCGCCUGAAAAUCAAGUAAAAAAAGGUGUUGUUGUAACUGCACGUGUUCAUCCAGGUGAAACAAAUGCAUCAUGGAUGAUGAAAGGUUUACUAGAUUUUUUACUUGGUGAUUCAGCUGAUGCAAAAUUACUGCGAGAUAAUUUUAUUUUUAAAAUAGUUCCAAUGCUUAAUCCUGAUGGUGUUAUUGUUGGAAAUUAUCGUUGCUCAUUAUCAGGUCGAGAUUUAAAUCGAAACUAUAAAACAAUACUUAAAGAUGCUUAUCCAUCUAUAUGGCACACAAGAGAAAUGAUUAAAAGAUUUAUGAAUGAAACAGAACUUGUUCUUUAUUGUGAUUUUCAUGGUCAUUCAAGAAAACAAAAUGUUUUUGUUUAUGGUUGUGAAAAUAAACACUUACCUAAUGAAAGACUUAAAGAAAGAAUAUUUCCAGCAAUGUUAUCAAAAAAUGAUCCUGCAAAAUUUUCAUUUUAUUCAUGCAAAUUUAAAGUUCAAAAGCAUAAAGAAGGUACUGGACGAGUUGUUAUGUGGGCCAUGGGUAUUCUGAAUAGUUAUACAUUAGAGGCAACAUUUUGUGGAUCAACUCAACAUGAUCGAGCUGGUCAUCAUUUUACGAUAAAAGAUUUUGAAUCUAUUGGUUAUCAUUUUCUUGAUUCUUUACUUGAUUAUUGUGAUCCAGAUCAUACAAAAGAACCAUAUCGUCAAAACUUAUAUGAUAAAUUGUUAAAUGGUAAUCUAAUAACAGAUGAAGAUCUAAAAGACUUUGAUAUAUCAUAUGAUGAUUCAAUACAUAAAACUAAAACACGAAUUGAUAUAAAACGAGACUUCACAAUAUCUAUUGAUGAUAAACAUUCAAAAGUGCGAACAACAAAUAAAUUAAAUAUUUCUCGUACUGUUAAAAGUGCUCCGAAUAUGCACCGAUCAAAAUCAAAAUUAAUUGUAACAACAAAACGAAAAGAAAUAAAUAUGAAUUCUUCUCGUCCUGUACCAUCACGAAAUCGAGUAUUAGUUGAACUCGAAGAUAAUUUACGACGUUCUAUACAAAUGAAACUUAUAUCACGUGGUCUUAAUCCAGCAUCAUUAGCAGACAUUGAUCUUGAUCAGUUUUCAUCUGAUGAUGAUUCGAGUGAUGACGUCGGAUCAGACUCAUCAAUGGAUGAUGGGUUACCAAAACAUUUAGAAGCAAUUGCAGCAGCUAAAACUAAUGACAUAACUAAACCAAUAUCUUUAACGUCAGCACGUCGAUUAAAAGAUACCAAUAACGAUCCAGUUCGAUAUGAAGGUUCAAAUGGUAUAAGUAAUCGUUCAAAUCGAUGGUCAACACCAACAGCAACACAAAUGACAAAUGGUCGUUUAACAACAGCUGAAGAAAAACUACGACGAUCUCAGGCUGAAUAUUAUAAGCUUUUAACUCGUGACGUGCCAACUGAUGAUCGUGAAAAACAACAAAUACAGCAGCAACUACAAACGUUAGAUGAUGAUAUUCUAAUAACAUCUACUUUUUUCCCAAGACAGCCAUCAUCAUCAGAGAAUUUACCUGACGAAGGUCUUGAACGUGAAUCAGGAGUAAAUACAAAUGUUUCAUCCACAACCUAUCCUAUGUUAGCAUCAUCUUCACGUGUUGAGGAUGAUACAACUGGUCAAUUAACAACUGAUAAUGAUACUGAUUGUGAUAUGAGUCGAACAAAUAUACUAAAUGCAAAUGAAGAUGGACGACAAUCAACAAAUACAUUUGUUACGAAUCGAGUUUCUGCUCAUUUAAACGAACGAUUACUUGGUACAUCUCGACCAUCAACUCGACCAAAAACAACAACAACAACAACUACAACAAGUCUUCUACAAAAUCGAACUGUUCUUGAUAUACGAUGUAUUCAACCACCUAUGCAAACAUCAAAUCUAAAACGUAUUGCCGAACAACAACAACAUCAACGACAGCGAGUAAUGAUGGUAUUUGGUAAACAAAAUCCUAGUGAAAUUACUGAGAAAACAAAUUCAAUAUCAUCACGUACAUUUCAUUUAUCAAUAAAUGAACGAAGAUCAGAUGAUACAUCGAUAUAUUAUGAUAGUUCGUCAUCAGUUGUUUCAAGACUUUAUCCUAUUCAACAAGAUAAUAUAUCAAUGAAUGUAACUUCUCGUUUUGAUUCAGCAUCAAUAAAUAGAACACAGACAAUCUUUUAUAUGAUGAGUUCAUCAACACCGAAACCAGUUACACUUGAAGGCAGUUGUCAUUGUCAACGUGUAAAAUUUUCAGUUGAUUCAUAUACUCCUUAUCCGUAUAUGAUUUGUCAUUGUCAUGCUGAUACAAAAACAGCUGGUGUAUUUAAUUGUAAUAUUAUGGGUGAAUAUUCAACAUUUAAAUUAAAACAAGGUCAAGAAUUUGUUAAAAUUUAUCAAGUUAAAUUAUCAGAAACUGAAAGUGGCAAAAAUGAAUCAUCAAAUACAAAAUUAAGUCCUCAUAAACGACAUUUUUGUUCUGAAUGUGGUUCAUAUCUUUGGGCUUAUCAUGAUGCAUAUCCACAAUGGAUUUAUCCAUUUGCAUCAUCUAUUGAUACACCAUUACCCAAACCUGAUCAAUAUUAUCAUAUAAUGACAGAUUUUAAACUUAAUCAUGUAGAAAUUCCAACUGGCAAAAAUAUUCAUACUUAUCCUAGUUAUCCCGAUGGAAGUAUUGAAGAAUGGCACAAAAUACAUGGCCUCUAUGGAACAUAUACAAUAGAAAAAUAA
Molecule: messenger RNA, 3801 nt
Organism: Rotaria sp. Silwood2
Lineage: Eukaryota; Metazoa; Rotifera; Eurotatoria; Philodinida; Philodinidae
Source: the annotation of a GenBank genome assembly